AGUCGGAGAAGUACACUGAAGUAGAAGUUUCUUUUUCUGCUGAUCCUAGUAGACCAUCUUCUGUAGUUGCGAAUCAGGAUCAGCAGUCCUUCCGUGGCUUCGAAGGGACCUUUACUGAUUGUGAGGCUCGGCGCCGCCUGUAGUGAAGAUAUACGCAUAGCUUGUCGCAGUAGAAAAAUGAUAAGUUUGGAUCACUCGCCGGCGGCUCCUCGCGGGCCGAAUUUACAACGAGAACUUCUAGCAGGCGCUGGAAGCUUGGAGUUCCCACGACCAUCGCCGACACAAAGGAACUCUCGGCCCGCAGCUGCAGCAUCGGCUGCCAUGCAGCUGACAGCAACGAGGACGCCAUCCAAAGCAUUUCUGCUGACUUUUCUCGUGUCAGCGCUGGCGGGUCCGGCAUGGGAAUGGCAGGGGUGUCACGCAGCCGGAACCGCAUCGGCUCCCCAAGAACGCGAAGACAGCUUCAGCGACGAAGAUGAGGGCUUCGUGUUCGUUCCAGAGGCCGUCUCUGAAGCGACGACCGUGAGUAAGACUACAGACGUUCUGGGACCCACCGGCGCCGGGGACAGUGGAAGGUAAUUUCAAGUUCGUAAGUGAGAAGUACUCACGCAAAUUUCAACUGUUUUUUAUGUGUAGUUGACAGUAUCAAGACCUCUGGCUCCGGCUUCCUAGUCAGCGUAAAAGAGGCAAGUCGUAAUGGAAUUCGGAUGACAAUAAUUUCUUUUGUUGUCGUUGUUCUGAUGAACUUACCGUUGAAGUAGAAAUUUGUCCUUACCCACUGAAUUUCAGUUCCAUCACCCCAUUGAAUUGCUCCUCUCCGGGAGGUGCAUCGAUCGGCACGACAUGUGCGCCGUCUACGCCUGCUUCCGGGACAGCAUACAACAACCUGGAUAAUAUCAAGCAUCAGACCACUCCUGUUGCGGACGACGACCAGGAUGAGGAUCCGCUCAAGGACGUCUUUUACAUCUACGAGGAACCUGUCACGACACCUACCUCGUCGCGCGAUCAAUUACAUGCAAGUAGGACCGCGAGCAGCGACACGACCCCGAUGGAUGUUGAUACGAAUGAAGCAGCUGGUGAAAGUGGAACGAUGGAACAACCGACUCAUCAAUCAGUUGCUACAAGUAGCGCCCAAGAUGAACAAACUCCUCCUGUCAACAAGUACUACACCCGUGCCCAUCGCCUUGGUGGAGAAAGUGACGACCAGUUCUUUGCGAGCGAGAUGAAGACUACAGGCGGCAGUUUAUGGGACUCUCAAUUGUUACAUUCUUAACUGUUACAUGAAUUUGUGAUGCAAGAGGGGCAAAAGCGAAAGGAAGGACCUUGCGCAUAUUGCAUGACAGACUUGGCACAGAUUCUCGGCCUGUUUGGCCUUCUGGGAAUUUGUCACGCGAAGCAGCUUGAUGGUGUCGGUAGUCAAGGCACUUUUGCAUGAGAAAUCAUGUAUUAACAGUUGAGAAUGUAACGCUUGAGAAUGCCAUACAGUUCCGAUCAGGACGAGGAGGAGUGGCAGCUGUUGAUGUGCGAGUCCGAGGUUGCCGAAACGCUUGCAAUAUCAACUGUAAAAAUGUCUGGGUCUGGAAGAAUUCAUGUUUGUCAUGCUUGUCUGCCAUGACUCUGAAAUCUGUCAUGCGCGUUACCCAAGAGCUCCGUUUUUCUGUGAUGCAGAAGCGCAUUUUGUCAUGCAGAAUAGGCAACGCCUAGGAGCUCAGAAACUUGUCAUGCUGAGCCAGCAUUUGCAGCCUCAUCAUGAGACGCCACCCAGCAUCACAAGUUUCCAGACCCAGACAUUUUUACUUUUGAUAUGCAACCGAAGCGGAGCAGGAAGCGAGGCAGACGGCAGCCGACUUGUGGAAGGACUUCACGCGGGCGGUUCUGCGGCAGACGUACCGGAAAGUUUUGGAGAAAACCAUCCAAGACGCGCAGGCCCGGCACUUCCAAGAACACGGAAAGACGGAACCGCCGACCGCUCUGGACGUGGCGGUCGCGAAAAAAAUUGUAAAAAGCGCGCUCCUGAAAGGAGCGGCCCUUGCGUCGAGGUCUUCGGGUGGAGAGGACCACGGUCGUGCCCAAAGCGCUCCUGAUGAAGAUGCGGAAGAUUAUUUCUCCCUGCUCUCUUCGGGUGCUGGCACGAAACUUAACAAGCCGCUCCGCUACUUCGACAAAGUUAUGGCCGCGAGGAGUCGUAGUUCGUCUUCCUCGGCGGAGGAGGACCACGAUGAACACGGCGGAGAUUUUCUUCUCAAGCAGAAAUGGAGUCUGGCGCCGUUGGGUCUGAACCUGAGCGAAGAUCCAGUAUUGGAGAGAAGACUCAGUCCACAGCUGCUGCAAAUGCUGGAAGCCAAGACGAAGCGGAUCUUCGCCCGCCUAGCCGUUUUGAAACUCAUGCGGGAACAGGCCAUUGCCGGCUCAUCAAUCUACUCCGGGCCAUGUCGGCAACGCUUCCAAAUUGCAGCAGCAGCAGCUCGUGUGGCCGCGGCUGGUGACAACUCGGAGACAAUGACGAACCUCGAGCAAUAUCGCAGGUAUGAAGUGCUGCCGCUAAAUUUUUCUUUGUGGUGUGCGGAAAAAUCGCUCGCACUGCAAAUCAGAAUCCAAGUUUCAACAUAUGCAUCACUGAGUCUGUGGUCCUUGCCGCGUAGUAUUCACAACAGAUAUUAUAAAUCGUAUCAUAAUCGUCCAAAUCCUCCCCUACAGGCCACAUAGCGCCCCUGUGCGUCAAGCUUCAGCCGGUCCCAACAGCAUCAAGUUACAUCGAAGGACCAGUAGUAUGUAUUUUCCAACCAGCGAAGCCGUGAGCAAGUUCCAACCGCAAUAUCGGAGAAAGGCGAUGUUCCGGAGCCGGGCGAGUAUGCCGAAUGAAGAAGGACCAGACCACAGUGACGCUUUGCUAGAGGGUUUGCUGUUUCUCGGCAUGGACGUAGCCGAAGACGCGAACAUUUUUAAGACCGCCCUCGCUUGUCGCACGAAUUCACGAUUGGCCUUGCUGCCGUUUUUCCGCGGUAGUACCACGGGCGAGCCGAAGCACGCGAUAAUGCAGCAGCAUGGUUCAUGGGGUUCCCCGCAGAGCAUCUUGUUUCCCCCAACUGUCACCAGCUCCGCUUCCGCGCUGCUGCAUCGGGGUGGGCGGCCCCAUCGCAAGUCGUACGAACGAGGUGCAAGGUCUUCGUCAUAUAUGCGGCCAGCAACAGCAUUCCACACGCGAUCAAGUGAUUUGUUCCGCCGAAGCGCGGCGGGAGGACCCAUCGGCCGUUUUGCGAUUGAUGAGCGACUUCUAAAGGAGGACUACGAUGAUGACAGGAGCACCUGGCCGAUUCUUUUCUCGUACCGCGGUGAUAGAGCAAUUGACCCUUCUACGGCUGCAGCUCUUGACGAUCUACCAGGACCAUCUUUGCUCUUCCCACCUCGGGGAAAAAUAGACCACUAUGGCACGACCACUUCUACAGCUGUGCUCAGUGCGGAGUACGGGCCGCAAAUCGAGGCCGCGAGGGUGUUUUUCCGGCAGCAGGUUCGCCGCCGCGUGACCAGCAGUCUUUCGCUGCUGCAGAGGGAGUUGGCGCUUUUUGAGAGCAGUUUCGGCCAGGCGCUGAUUGACGAUCUGGAAAAAGCCUAUUUCGCACAGAAUGAGAAGCUCAAGAUCGAGAUUGACCGCUUGCAAGAGCGGAAGGAGGCCGCUAUGCGGAAAGAGGUCAGUCUGGCGAAGCAGUUGAAACUGAACUUGCUGAUUCAGAUGCGGUAUGCAUUGCAAAAGCAUCUGACAUAUUACCUCGUCUUGCAACAAAUUGGAAUUUGAUCGUGGAGUAAUGCAUGGAGCAUCAGUUUCAGUACUAUCAACUGCAGAUCUCUUUCUCGUUUCAUCUAAGCCGGAUCAGCACACUUUUCUGACAAAAUGAAAAUGUGACGCAAAUCAAGUUUCUAUACGUAAUAAGUGUGAUACAACUUUUGCAAUGCAUAUGCGGAACCAGAUUAAUGACCAGAUGUGGAUGGAACGGGCUGCUGAAGAGGCAGCAAGCACAGGAGACAUAGACGACCAAGAACUGCAAGAGUUCGCAUUCGGAACCGCCUGGGACGAGGACGAGCAAGGAGAAGCAAAAUGGGACGACUGGGCGAUGAGCGGCUUUUACCCGGAUGAAGAUGUAGUCAGUGAUAAGGCUAAGAACGACAGCCGCGCAUUGGUGGAUGAAGGAAAACAAGAUCUUCAGUUCGAAAGGACCAGCACUCCUUUUUUUCACAGCAUCCUAGACGACGACAGCCUGGACUUCAUGGAGAUUCUCACUCCUGCAGCGAGAACCGGAAGCACCAGCAGUGGCAGUGGGAGCCGUUACAACAGCCGGAGGAACGAUAGCAUUAACAAGGUAGUAGUUCCGCGUAAGAGCGGUCCGCGCAGCAAUGAGAAUGACGCAGAGCAGGACGACUUUGAGGAUAUGCUGCGAGAACUGAAACAAGUUUCCGUCCGGGACGGAAAAACCGAAACUGAACGAACACCAGCGUCGUUCUCUGCGCCGUAUUACCACGCGCCACGACGACAAGGAAAUCUACUUCACAAAAGCGAGCUUGUUGUACUGCAGGAGGGCAAGAACCUCCCUGGUAAAAUGGACAAUAUGCGAAAGAAGAAAACCAGUCCCAGCGACGAAUCUUGGGACGAUGAAGACUUGUUGUCGAAGGUUUCUUCGACGUCGUCGUCUUCAAGCGAGGAAGCGACGGACAACUACUCGGACAUUGGCGAGAACUACACGAAUAAAAACAAGAAGAACUCCGCCGGAAAAAGGAAAGAUCUGCUAGCCCUUUACGACGCAGACGAUGCGGAAGAAAUGUUGUGGGAGGACGAUCUGGUGGAGGCGAGGCAGCGGAAAAAAACCGUCGCACAGCAGGUUCUUGGGGCCGACAGCGAAAUAGUUGUGCCAUCACUCAGCUCUCCUUCCGCUUCCGCUCCUUCUGGAAGCAGCACAGCUUCCAGGGCUACUCCCACCGUCGAAGACCAGGAGGUACUGGAAAGGUCGGGUUUGCUGGCAAACCUGUUCCAGCUCCCGUUCAAAGACAUUCUGCAGGUGGAGAGCGAGAAACAGCGAAAGGCGGGAAACUUCUACACUUUCAAUGCUGCCGGGGUGACGUCGGGACGAGAUGUCGUGGGCCCUUCUCGUCCGGCCGUCGGUGGUCAAGGAGAUGGUCCUUAUGAAGAUUCGAAGCUGGCGCAAGAAGAAGUGCGCCAGCAAGUAGUAAAGCCUGGUGCAGCCGCACAUGCCGAGUUUGAACCGGCCGACUCGACAGAGGAGCGAACGUGGAAUCUGUUGUCGCAAAUGGCACCCAACACCGCUCUGGACAUGUUUGCGAUGGAACUGCACGAAGCUGCGGCGUCAAUCUCAGCGUCAGAAGGAGAGCACGGAGCGAGGUCCUAUCCGCCAAGGGACUUCUGCAGUGAAGAUGAACAGAGGAGCUACUAUGGGAACAACGACGAAAAACAAAAUGCAGAACAAGAACAGACAUCCUCGUCGCCUUCGUCGCCCGAAGGUCCUCUAUCGAGGUCGUCCGCAAGCGGAAAGAGUGGCAGCGAGAGCAAAGGACACCAGCGUGGCGACUGGAAACGCACACCAUUGAAAAGUUCCGCUACGCCCUUCAGUCCAGUAUCAUCUUCGUCCUCCGCGCCUUCCAGUCAGGCACCGGCUGGCGCUGCGAAAUUAGAUGCCGCACAGGACCGGUACUGUUUAAUAUUACACAACUUUUAGAUUCAGAUGUAUAUGUUGUAGUAGAUCUAGUAGAUGACGAUGACCCUUAGUUCGAAGACAGACGGCGUGUACCAAAAUUCUGACCAUUGACGACUCGCCGCUGGCCUUAAGAAUCGAGCACCCGACUGAGUUUUGCUUUUGAAUAUUUUAUGAAUAACAAACAGGUUGUCUGGUGUUGCACAGCAGGCCGCGGCAUCAGCCAGCGCAAGAAGCAACAAAGGUACUUCCAACAACUACAAGCCCCCGCCGCGUGACAACUACUGGUGGGACAGCUACAAGACCAACUAUUACAGAAACCUGCAUUUCCUGAAGAAGCGUAACCAGGUUUUUUCAGCGUUUCCCUCUGCCGUGCUCUACCCGCCGCAUGCGAUGGACCCGACGUAUGGUUCUUUCACCCCAGCCAGUUUCUACCAAGAACACCAGCAACUGCACAGCGCACACAACUACAACUCGCCGGGCAGCACCUUGUACAGUCCAAGCGAUUUCGUGUUGAACGUUGACCGAACGAGGAAGAAACGGUCCUGGAAAAACGGUGCGAAUAAACACCAGACCUCCUCUGCAGCAGAUGAAACAUCAGGGGCCAGCACACGGGGUGGUUCCACCUACACCGCGACGCCAACUUCUAGGUCUUCGAAAGGAGCUAGCUCAUCAUCUUAUGCGCCGCAGGCGUACUGCCCGCCACCACCGUGUCCCUGUCCAAACCCGGUUCCACACGUGGAGGCGCCCGACUGCGAGGCGGCGUGUGAAGUUCCCGAUUGUGACGCGCCCACGCCAAGUCCUGGAAGUCCGGAACAAGAGAGUGAAGAAGUCCGCCGGGCGGGGAGAAGUUACGGCGCGACAAACAAUGCAGAGUGGUUCCACCCACAAUGGGAUGAAAUAGAUGCUGGCGGUUCUGCGGGCUACAACAUGCACAGCAACAUGUUUUACUAUUUUCCGCCGGGUGCGAUCGCCGACGCGGAGCAGGCACGACGGCACUUGCAGGCGGCCCAGCAGGCCGAGGAGCACGCGAAAAGCGCCAAGUUUGGGUACUACAUCCCAAAUCAGAUGCAGAAGGCGAAAAAGGUCGUGGGCGACAGCGGUGCUGGUGGGGGCAGCUCUCCGAGCCUCGUUUUGACUUCGUCCAGCAUCAAAAACUCCGGCGACACGAAGGCCCCCCCGCCGGGUGUGUUUCAUCACCCGACAGCGGAGGUGGGUGGGCCACGUACGAUUAGUACCGCAGCAAUGGACGACAAAGACGCGUCAGCAGGACCGCAGCCCCGGAAACGGGAGGAGGAGAUCGCUUCCAUGGCCAUGGAGGAUAUCUACGAUCAUAGUUCCAAAAAUGCUGGUGAUGUGGAAGUCAAGGAUUUUAACUGGGACAAAUUUUCCGACGGGGACGUCGAGCGGGAAGGAGAAGUACAGCGAACAAAAGGAAAUAGCAGUAAUCCGGCACAGCUGGAUUCUCUUUCUCCACCUAUCAAAGCGGCUGCAGCAAGCGUUGGGCGGGGGUCGCAGCAUCAAAGCACUGCGGGUCAGGCCGACGAAAACUACAAGUCCUCGGGUCGUGAUAUGAAGCACGCACCGAAAGAGGCAGUGAUCCAUCUUCGUGGGCCCCCGUCGCGGUUGCAGAAGCUGUUGAAGUAUCAACCGCGAACAUAGUAUCGCACUCGUUGUACUAAUUACAACUGUACGUGAGAAAAUUCUUAAUUUACCUGAAUCAGGACUACAAAUAGCACGUUUCCUCGUGCUGCUGGAAUUCUUUGUAAUGCAAUAUGUUAAUCUUUCUACUACUAACUCCUAGUCCUAGUGCACGUGCGUGUGCGAUACUUUGUUUCGAAAUGCAUAUGAAGCAGAAGGAGGAGUAUUACAAGCAAAUUAAGCUACUGAAAGAGCAGGACCAAAAGGCCGGGAAGGACCUACAGCAGCAAGAAGAAGAUCAUCACGACGCCGUGAAGGCAACUGGCAAAGCAGCCGCAGCUGCUGGUGACGAUGCAAAUGCGAGCCGUCCCUUGGAAGUGAAGUCGGACCAAGCUGAGGUUCACACGACACUGGCAACGCCUCCGAGGACCAAGUGGCGGCCGAAGAACGUGCCGCGACCAGCCGAACAACAUGUAGUUGACCGGACGAGUUCUUCUAUCCUGAGUACUAAAAGUGCAGUUCCGAUCGCGGGCUCAUUUUCGGCCUACUCCAGUACUCCUGCGACCCGUGGUGCAGCCGCCUUUCCGAAACAGCGCGUCUGGGUGCCCGCUGGAACAGCAGCAGCAGCAGCGGCUGACGCAGCUGAACGCAUCGAGAUGAGACAACAAGCAGGUGGAGGCGCUUGGUCCUCGCAGCAACAGGCCACUUCGUCGAGCGGAAGCAAUAAAAUGACCGGCAAAAAGAUGAGCACGAGCAGCGGUUCUAGCACGACGUACAACAACUUCGCGUCAAGCAGGAGCCUCGAAAACCGGGCCUGGGAAGCAGUGGCCCCGGGAACACGUCCCAAUUCGUCGAAGCGCAGAGCCGCGCGGCUGGCGUCGAGGUAUAAAUAAUGUACGCACAGCACCAGCAGCACAACAUCGGAUCGCGACGAAGAGCCAAUAAAUCAAGAAGGAAUGAAUCCACAUAAAUUUUUCAUGCGCUUAACCACUCAGCAUCGAACACGUUUGAUAUCCAAAAAUCCCGGCUUCGAUGAAAUUACUAAACAGCGCAAGCUCCUCCACCAGUGACGAAACGGUGUCAUACCCGUGGACGAUUACGCGAACCCCGGAUGGCCGCACCAUUUGGGAGGAAGACGAAUCGCAAUCGCGACCGCAGCAAAAAUCUUCGGCCUCUCGCACGUGGAAAAGCGCGGCCGUGAUGAAUUAUGCACCGGGAACGGUGAGCUACUACAAAAAGAGAAACUAACGGAAGUUGUGAACAUUGUUUGACAACAUGAUAUUCUUCGAAAUAAUAUCUCUGUUUCGUUUGAAGACCUAUCAUGUCUUUCUUGUAUUGCGGAUACAGCUCGUUUUUGAAAAUUUCCUUCUGCGAAAGUCAUUUAGUUGUAUCCCCGAAAAAAUGCAUGGGACUUCGCGAGAUUUUUUGUCACCUUUUUUCAGAUCUGUUUUCGAUGAAAUAAAAUGAUGCACCUUUAAUUUUGAUCAUAACGUACCUCCUGUAACCACCAAGUUGUGGAGGCGUCAAGGUGGCACCCUUCGACUAUGCUCCGACUGCAAUUCGCUCCAGCGACUUGUCCUCCAUGCGGACCUUGAGCUACUGGAUUUGUUUCACGUGCUUGUGAAUGGCUACGGCAACGUGCUCUUCUACGCUACGUGCUACCGGAGAUGUAACUUCCGCAGACCACGUUUCACACGUGAACCUCUGCAUGCUUAAGCACUUUGUGUGUCCGUUUUUGCCUGCAAAUUCUGAGAAUACAGCCAUAUUUAGUAGGGUGUAAAUGAUUUUAGGCGCAUUUACAACAGCAGUAGUUAACUACAUCUGGUUAUGGUUUCGCUCUUUAGCUGCUUCUCCCAAUGAAGAUUUUACUGAAUGACUGCGAACAAAGAAAUAUGCUUUCGGUUUCGUGCGGAAGCAAAUGGGGCGAGGGCGUUUAUUUUUGAUGCUUCAAGAUGAAAUACGGAUGCUGUUUUUACAAGCUUGAUGUGGCGAGGAUUUUCAUCAAUUUUGGAGUUGUGCUACUCCCAAGCUUUUGACUGGUUGACUCCAGCAAGCGCAACAU
Amoebophrya sp. A120 is the source of this 9402-nucleotide messenger RNA. The record is from the annotation of a GenBank genome assembly. Lineage: Eukaryota; Dinophyceae; Syndiniales; Amoebophryaceae.